AUGGCAUCCACUGUAGCCCUAGUUCUCUUCAUUCAAUGUCUCCUUUCCAUUCUGCUGACAACCACUCUAGCAGCACCCAUCAAUAUCACCCGGGAAACGUUUAGAACGUGCCGUCCGGGGAAUUGGGUCGGAAUUCCAUCUGAUUGCUGCCCUCCCAAGGUCAUAAAAGGACCCAUUGUAGAUUUCUGCCCGCAAUACGAUGCUGCUAAGCCUUUGAGGGUCAGGAAGGCAUUACAAUGUCUCAGUGGCCAUGAGCUGAAGACCUAUACAAGGAAGUUGGAGAGAGGAUACGCUCUGAUGCGGGCUCUUCCAGACAGUGAUCCGCGGUCGUUCAAAAGGCAGAACGCGAUUCAUUGUGCAUACGGGACGGCCUCCUUCAUCCAGGAUGGCUCCACCAACCUCACCAUAGACAUUCACUUGAAUUGGCACUUCCUGCCCUGGCACCGCAUGUUCGUGUACUUUCACGAGAAGAUUUUGCAGAAGUUACUCGGAGAUCCCGAAUUCAGUCUCCAUUUCUGGAAUUUCGACAACAGCGUCACAGCGAAACCAAGACAUGGAUCCCAUGGUUGCUACAAGGCUGGUCAUUUCGUGCCGCCGAUGUACAACGAUCCGUCGAAAGCAACAUUUGAAGCUAAUCGCUCUUUCAUGGCCUUCGAGCCCAAUAGGGCCGUGGACUUAGCGUUCGACCUUUCGCAGUGGAGCCCUGUACUGGGCCCUCCCACCUUCCCCAAUAACACCGUGGAGGAACAAACGCGGAUGAACAGAGAAAUCAUGCACAGAUCGAUGAUCACCCUUGGAAAUACCACCAGCUUCAUCGGGAAGCCUUACAGAGUCGGCGACGCGCAAAUUCUGAUCCCAGCUGCAGGAGCUGGUACGAUCGAGAUGUUGCCCCACAAUACGCUGCACGCUUAUAUCGGAGGAUGGAUGAUGCAGCCCGGUACUGCGCCCAUCGACCCCAUCUUUUACCCAUUCCAUGCAAACAUGGAGCGACUCUGGAGCGUGUGGCGCAAGCUGGGCUACGGCAAUGACGAUCCGACUGACCCAGACUGGCUCGAUGCAACAUUUCUCUUCUGGGAUGAGAAUGCAGUGAUGAGGCGAGUCAAGACAAGGGACUUUGUGGAUUUGAAUGCCCUCGGGUACAGGUAUGAGGAGGUGAAUGACGCGAGUUGGAUCUUCUUCGACAAUUCCACGAGCCCAGGUGCCCCUUAG
Messenger RNA from Marchantia polymorpha subsp. ruderalis, 1209 nucleotides. The record is from the annotation of a GenBank genome assembly. Lineage: Eukaryota; Viridiplantae; Streptophyta; Marchantiopsida; Marchantiales; Marchantiaceae.